Fusarium graminearum PH-1 is the source of this 798-nucleotide messenger RNA. RefSeq lists its product as uncharacterized. Bases 1 to 798 code for a protein of 265 amino acids. The transcript has 4 exons. Lineage: Eukaryota; Fungi; Ascomycota; Sordariomycetes; Hypocreales; Nectriaceae. The record is from RefSeq and is a predicted model, not a curated record.
AUGCUCUUGUCUGCCGCUCGUUCCUUCAGCCUCAGCACUGUCGUCUUUGCGCCUCUGGUCUUAUCUCAUGGCCAUGUGUCCGAGGUCAUCAUUGAUGACAAAAGUUACUAUGGUCAUGACCCUACCAAAGUCCCCUACGGACCUCAGCCUGAAAGCAUCACCUGGUCAAACGGUGCUAAAGACAACGGUUUCGUGAUAUCCACCGCGAGCUCCCUGUCUUCCCCAGACAUCGUUUGUCACCUCAAUGCUACCAACGGGCAUCUGACCGCAGACGUCACUGCCGGCACAACCAUUACUGUUCGUUGGUCAGACUGGCCAGAAGCCCACUGGGGACCUGUGUUGGACUACAUGGCGCGAUGUUCGAACAACGAUUGCACAACAGUCGAUAAAGCCAAAUUGAAGUUUUUUAAGAUCGACGAGCUGGGUCAGUUGACACGAGGAACGGUGCCUGGACAACCGGGAUACUGGGCAAACAACAAACUUCGGGAUGCAAAUUUCACAUGGAACAUAACUAUCCCGGCCAAUCUGGCGCCUGGAAGCUAUGUUCUCAGACAUGAAAUUAUUGCACUCCAUCCUGGAGGCGCUGAAGGAACAACACAAAUGUAUCCUCAAUGCGUCAAUCUUGUUGUUAAAGGACAUGGUACUGUACAACCAGAUGGCGUGUUUGCUACGGACCUAUACUCUUCUACAGAUGCGGGUUUGCUGCAUAAUGUUUUUGUGGAUGAGUGGAGUAGCACAGAUAAAGUCCUACAAGAUCGGAGUGUAAUCCGAGGCCUAAUAAAUAGACUAAUAAGCUAA